Messenger RNA from Tetrahymena thermophila SB210, 3693 nucleotides. RefSeq names its product ubiquitin carboxy-terminal hydrolase. Gene Ontology annotation, molecular function: cysteine-type endopeptidase activity; cysteine-type deubiquitinase activity. The transcript has 14 exons. Gene Ontology annotation, biological process: regulation of protein stability; protein deubiquitination. Gene Ontology annotation, cellular component: cytosol; nucleus. NCBI's taxonomy places the organism in Eukaryota, Ciliophora, Oligohymenophorea, Hymenostomatida, Tetrahymenidae. The record is from RefSeq and is a predicted model, not a curated record.
AAUAAUAUUAACAUUAAAUAAGAGCAGAUAAAGUACGAUAAGGUUAUUAUUUAUUUGAUUUUAAUUCUUAAAAGACAGGAAUUUAAAAAGAAAAAAAAUUAAUUAAUUCAAAAGUAUAUUAGAAGUAGUAACAAAUAUAAACGGAUGUCUUAAUAAAGAGGCUAUUAAUAAUAGCAACCACAGUCUUAGAAUUAAGCUUAUUCUUAGGGUUAACCAACUCCUUAGCAAGGAGGAUAAUAGGCUUUUAUAUCAAAUGAAGAUGUUAAGAAGCUCUAAGAAAUGGGAUUUAAAACUUCAAUCAUUUAUAAAGCAGCUGAAAUCGCCUAAGCACAAAAUAAAAAUAUUCUUGAUGUAGUUAUUCAAUUAUAGGAAAAUGAACCAACUCCUUAGCCUCCAAAAACAAUAAGUCAAUAGAGGUCAUUUUAGGAAUUUUCUUCUACUGAUGAAUCAACAAAUUAGUAAAACUAAAAAUAGCAAGAUUAUGAUGUUUUAACAAUAGACGUUAGAUUAAGAUCUGAAGGCACUCCUGUUGGACUUCUCAACUACGGAAAUACUUGCUACUUCAAUUCUCUAAUACAAACAUACUUUUUUAUUCCUAAAUUUAUGGAGACCAUCAUGAAUUAUAGAGUUCCUACUUAGAUUAAUAUGACUACUCUUUCAUAGGAAAGGUAAAGAAGAAUUUAAGCUUCUAUCAACUUAGUUAGUCACUUAUAAAGGUUAUUUGGCUACUUGAUACUUUCAGAUAAAAAGUAUGCUGACCCUAAAUAAGUUUUGGAAAAUAUAGUUGAUGAUUAAGGAAAUAGGAUUAUUUUAGGGGACUAAAAGGAUAUUGGUGAAUUUAAUUUAUAGUUUUUAGAAAGAGUAUAGGAAGGUUUAAGCUAUGUUUAAGGCAAAGCAUAUGAUUUUAGUACUCAAAAUGGAUCGGCUAAUAAAUAGCAGUCAAUAUGUGUUGAUUUAUUAGAUUCCCAAUCCGAAUAAAAAAAAGGAUCUCUUAAAAAGAAGAUUGCUUUUUUGCCAUAAGAAGAUGAAGAAUCAGUAAUAAGCUAGCUAUUUUUUGGUAAAAAGAAGGAAUUUAUUACCUAUUACUAAGAAGGAACCUUUAAAUAGUUUUAUGAAGAAAACGUAUUCCUGCCAAUAAUAUUAGAUCUUUAGUAUUAAGACCUUUAUACUAGUUGGGAGCAUCACAAUACAUUUUAUAUAGAAGAUUUUAAAGAUAAUACUGGUAAAAUAACUGAAGCAGAAAAGGCAGGAUGGAUUACAAAAAGUCCAGAAGUUCUUAUGUUCUAAAUUUAAAGAGUGGUCUAUCUCAAAGAAAAAGGGAUUGCUGAGAAAUUAAAUACUCCAUUUCACUUUGAGAAAGAAAUUUACAUAGAUAGGUUUUUACUUGAAAAUAGAGCUUACAUUUUAAGAAACAAACCAAAACUCAAAGCAUUGAAAAAAAAAAGAGAUGACAUUAAAAAGCAAAUUCAAAGCUUAAAAAAUUACUAAAACUCAAACUUUUCAAUAUUAAAUAUUAUGCAAAUGCAACUAGAUUUUCUUAAAAUUAAAGAAUAAGAGUUUGAAGAGCCAGUUAUGGAAGAAGAUAAAUUCUCGCCAAAAACAUAACAAUUAUUAACUAAUGAUAAUUAUCUUGAAAUAAGCGACUUUACACUUGAUUAAAACACCUAGGCAUCCAGCACUUCAAGGAAUACAAAUGGUAAUAACUUCAUGAAUAAUAACUCUCCUAUCGAUUUACUUAGUCUCUUUUCUAGUCCUACUCCUUAGAUGCCACUUACACCUUCUUCAUAAAGUUAACUUCAAUCUACAAUAUUCGAUAGAAAUGAUCAUUUAAAUUAAAAUAAUAGCUAAAGCAAUUCAAUCUAAAGUAUACCUACAAUUAAUAACACAAGCCCACCUAAAAAUAAUUAAGAGACUAAUUCUACAUCUAUUAAAGAAACUAAUUUAAUAGAACCCUAAGCAAUUUUAGUUAAUUAAGAUCCUAGAAUAGCAGAUAUAAACUAAAAGAUUUGCGCAUUAAAUAAUAGUAAAGCGAAUAUAUAAAAUUAAUUUUUAAAAGUGCUUGAAGGUCUGAAAAUGCAGACUUAAGAACUUAUAGUUACUUUAGAAAAUGAACUAGUUCGUAUAAAUAAAGAAAUAGAUGAUAUUUAUGAAAAUUUAAAACACAAUAAAUAUGUUUUACAUGCUAUUUUAGUUCACCAAGGCUAUGCAGAUUCUGGUCAUUACUUCUCUUAUAUCUAUAGUUAUGAUUAGAAAAAAUGGUUCAAAUUUAAUGACAUCUAGGUGUAAGAAGAAUAAGAGUCGGUUGUUAUGAAAUAAGCAGUAGGUGAUGGUAGAUCUAGUGCAUAUUGUUUAGUUUAUGUUAAAGAAGAUAUAAUUAAAUAACGUAAAUACAAGCAUAACUUUGAGCUCAUGGGAGAUAACGAGUGUGCCUAAAAAAUAACUGAAAUUACCACAUCAUAAGGUGUUAAAAAAAAAUAAGUAGUUAUAGAUUUACUUAAUUUAGAGCCUGAUCCUCCUGCCAAUUAAUAAGCUUUAACGAAAGAUUAACAAAAAUCUGAUUUGCAGCAUGUUAAAAGUCUAGUUCAAGAAUAUAUUAAAGCAGAAAUUUUGAGCCAAAAUAGGUAGCAAUAAGUUGAAAUGCAACAAUUUAAACAAUUACAAUUAGCUGAUAUGAUUGUAGAGAACUAUUCAAAGAGAUUCUCUUUUAUAAAUGAAUACAUCAGAAAAAUGUAUGAUAAAUCUAAAAAGAUAUCAUCUUGUCCUCCUCUCACAAACUUUGGUGUUUACUUAAGAUGGCUCAAUGAAAAUGUCACAGACAUUUUAAAAAUCUAAUUAUUUGAUUGUGCAAUAAGAGAAGUUUCUAAUCAAACUUUGAUGCUCUAAGAUGUAGCUAAUAAUCAAAUCUUGUAAAAUCGUUUGGUGAAUAAUUUUGAAACGAUGGGUGAAUUUAAAUCUCCUGUAAAAAUUGUUCUCUCUCCUAGGGAAUAUGAAUACAUGAACAAGGAAUAUAAUAAAUAUCUCUGUAAAAUUGCAUGCUCAUAUGCUAUACUUGAAGCCUUUGACUUGAUCUUAAAUAAAAACAUAAUUGCUUCAUUUGAUUAUUUCCACUAUAUUUAGCAAUAUAAUACUAAUUAAAACGAUUACUUCUAUCGUAUGUCAAGAGAUAUGUUUAAAGUGCUUCUGUUAAAAUCUAGCUGUUCUUUAUUUGAAUAAAUAGAUGAAUCUAACGAAGUAAUCCUAAAAUAAAUUAAAUUUAUUUUGCUUUAUAGUGCAAAAUUAUAAGACAAUGAUACAACUUCAGCAUAAAUUUAUAAAAUAUUGUGUGAUUACAUGAAAUAUAUUGGUAAUAAUAAGCUGGCUUAAUCUAGAGAAAAAGUAUAGUCAGUUAUUUCUUUCUUAUAAUAGUAUGAUAAAAUAUAAGAGUAAUUCAAAUCAUAUCUAUUCUAAUAAGAAAAGAGGUUCGAAGAAUUAGAUACAAGGCUAAUGCAGUAAGCUAUGACAUAAGAUAAAUAUUUCUGGAAGUUAGAAGAUGUUAAUAUGAAUACUGAGAUGCAAAUUAAUUAAGUUUUUAGCUAAAUUAAUGUCUGUCUAAGAGAGCACAUAAAUUUCCAUUAGAACUUAGUUAAAUAUAAAAAAGUACUUGACAUUUAGGAAAGAAUUUAAUAUAAUUUCUAAGUAAAUGUAAAAAUGUGA